Messenger RNA from Paramecium octaurelia, 1810 nucleotides. Lineage: Eukaryota; Ciliophora; Oligohymenophorea; Peniculida; Parameciidae. The record is from the annotation of a GenBank genome assembly.
AUGAUGAUGGAUUAAUAUUCUCACAAGAACACUUUCAUAUGUGUUGAAAAGUAAUGUCACUUAUAUCGAUUCAUCACAAACUGGGAUUAAUUGUAGUAACAUAAUUAAUUCAAUCACAAAGUUAUCUCAAAAUAAAAGUUUGAAAGCAAAGUUGUUUUUAAAUUAAAUCAGUUUAACCAAUAACAUAGGAUUUCAGUAUAAGAAGAUAUUUAUCAAUUAAUUCAAUAUCAAGAGGAGAGAAUUAUAUUUAAAAUUUAAGAACUAUUUGAAUUUUUUAAGAAGUAUAAAUAACAAUUUAAUUUUCUAGAAUGUAUCUAAAUAUUGUUUAAGAAUAAAUUUACUUUGAUGAUUAUUUAUAAAUUCUAUCAAAUUCACUCUCUAUAGAGGCUGAUAUCUAAAAGUAUAUUGAAAUAUUUUAUGGAUAAAUCCAAUCCCCACAUUAAAUGUAAGUUGAUCUCCUUCUUGACGAAAUUUAGGCUAGAUUAAAUAUAUUUGAAGGUGAUUGCCUGAAUUUAUUAGAAAAGAAUUUUGCCACGGGAAACCAAUAUAACAAUAAUAUUUACAACUAAGGAGCAAAAGAAUUUAAUGAUUAAAUAGAUCCUGAACCAAAUUUGAUGAAACAUUUUGGAAUAUAGGAAAAUCAUUAUCAGACUUAAUUCAAAUCAGAGGAGCCAAGGUAAAUGAUGAAUGAAAUACAAUAAAUUUAACAUAAUCAAAUCGAAUAUAGUUAAAGUAUUUCACAAUAAUAGCCUAUUAUAAAUUCAAAACAAUAAAUCGAAGAAGAUGAUUAGAAUAAUAUUCCUUUGAAAGGAUAUAAGUAGCUGCAAUUAUAAUAAUAACAACAACAAUAGUAAUAAUAGCAAUAACCAUAAUAAUAAUAAUAAUAAUAAUAAUAAUAAUAAUAAUAAUAACUAUAAUUAUAAUAACAAGAACAAUAGCAAUAGCAAUAGCAAUAGCAAUAGCAAUAGCAAUAGCAAUAGCAAUAGCAAUAGCAAUCAUCAUAAUUAUAAUAAUCAACGUUAAAUUAUUCUUAUUAUACUGAAAAGACUUCUUCUACAGAUUAAGACAGAUUGCAAUUUAAACUACCAUCAUAAACAGUAACUAUUCCAAAAAAUACAAAUAAAUAAUCUAAUAAAGAAUAUAUCUAUGUACCAAAAGACAAAUUUGAUGAUUAUGAUGAUUAUGAUGAAGUAGAUAAUAAUAAAAAAUAGUAAAAAGACAGGUAUUCAAUCUUAGGUGUAUUUAGGACAGAAAUAUAAAAUAAUCUCCUUCUAAAAGUAUUUUUAUUGGGAAGAAGUUUGAUGUAAGCAAUUCACAUAAGCAUCUUAAAUUUUCAUCCAAUCAACAAGCAUUUGUUUGUCCUUAACAAGGAAUUGGCUUGGUUGAAGGAAUCAUGACCUUAAAAAUAGAUGCUGAAGUUAGAUUCAAAUUUACAGGUAUUCAAAUUAAAAAUUUUGUAAACUUUCAUAUUUAUCUAAGCAAGCUGAAAUAGGGAUCUAAAAUGUUGAUAAGAAUGGGAGGAUGAAAGGGAGUCAAAUUUAUUCUAUGAAUGAAAUCGGCGGUAUAACCUGAUUAUUACAAUUAGAUCUUGUUUAAGAUAAAAAGGUUUAUAAAGGAAAGUUAAAAAUAUCCUUACAUUAAGAUUAUCUCAUCUCUUAUUCAGCAAAAGAAAGAAUGCUAUAUUUCAUUAAUGGGAAGACAGAAGUAUAAAUUAUAAAUUAAAUAGGAAUAUCUGGAUUUGGAUAAUGUUGAAGGAAAUUUUAAAUUUUUUGUUAAAGUAUUUGGAUUAAAAGUCUAAAUUUCCUGUUGA